Messenger RNA from Uranotaenia lowii, 2463 nucleotides. RefSeq lists its product as uncharacterized. The record is from RefSeq and is a predicted model, not a curated record. The coding region runs from base 271 to 2214 and encodes 647 amino acids. Lineage: Eukaryota; Metazoa; Arthropoda; Insecta; Diptera; Culicidae. The transcript is spliced from 4 exons.
GUGCACCGCAAGACACGCGCGAAGUUGUUGUUGAUCGGAAAAUUCGAAGCCUGAAGAAAAGUGCUGAAACGUGAACCGAGUUGGGUUAAUCCGCGUUUGGAGAUCGAGGCGUAGAGUUCGCGUUCUGGCAGUUGUGGCGUCUGGUUUUGGGGUUUAUUCUACGGUUUCAAACAGUUAGAGGUUUUGUGUUUGGUGAAGAAUCAUCUAAUAACCUGAACGAGAUUCGACUGGAUUAAGUUACUGCUUAAGUGAUUCUUUGAUUGGUGCAUCAUGUGGUUGAAAGUGUUAAUCGGGUGCUGUUUGAUAGGUGCCCUCGCGGCCGACAAGAACGCAACCGAAGAGCUGCAGACCACGAAAGGGAAGCGCCAAACGGAUCACGAAACGAGAACCUUACCGCAACACGCCAGCAACUCCGCCAACCGCCGACAGCACAGCAGCGGCCCUCCGGCAGGAUACUUCCAAGACAGUGACGCCGCGGCCCAAUACUUUGCCCAACAAGCGGCCGGAGGUCAGCUCGUUUUUAGACCCCAGCAGCUCAAAGCGGCCAGCCAAGAGCAAGUGCAGGAGCUGCCCCCGGAGUAUCUCAGCCUGAUCCAGCAAUUAGCCGAGCAUCAGAAGCAUGGUGGAGCGCCAUCAGCCGGUGGAUCUAAGGCUUCCAAACAUCAGCAACAGCAGCAGCACCAGCAGCAACUUGCCUACGAAGUGGCCAGCUCUCAAUCCGAACAGUUUUAUCAUCAGCCACAACCUCAAGCCCAACGACAUCAUCACGCGCAACAACUUCAACAUCAACAACAGCAACAGCAACAGCAGCAUCAUCAUCAACAGGACAAUCAAAUCCAAUACAUCACCGAAGAGGAGUAUCAACAAAUUCUGAAGCAAGCUCAGGUGCACAAUCAGCAACAAGCCGCUGCCCAGCCUCAGUACGCGCGCCCAUCUGGAAAGCAAGAAUCGCACAAAUAUCGUCCGUCGGUUCAAUUGCUAGAAACAGCACCAGAUCACGGCCACUCCUUCUCUCAUCCUGAGGCUGAUCAGUUCCGCAUCCAGUACAAGAGCAUUCAGCCAACCGGGUCCGUAACACCAGUGCCGAAACCAAUUAGCUCUUUUCAGUUUGAAAAGGAACUCGCUAAGUUGGUGGAAUCCAAUCGCCCGUUGGCCUAUCAUCAGUCAAACAAUGCUCACCGACAGCCGGAACGAGGAGCCCACGAAACGCCACGAUAUGUGGCCAGCUCCCACGGUCACGAAUUCGCUUACACCCACCCGGGAGCUCAGGAACACGUUCCUAAGCAAUCUAUCAAGGCGCAAUACAUUGCUCCCUUCGCUCAACCCCAUGCUGGUCCAAAAGUAAACGCUGCUCAUCUACAGGUUGGUCCCCAGAAGUUUUCGGAAAGUCCUGCCCAAAAGUACCAGUUCAUCGUUCCGGAGGCACCAUCCAAAGCUCAACAUCCUCAGCAGUACUUCGCCGAAGUUUCCCAGAAGUACGCCGCUCAAUCAGGCGAAAAGCAUCAAGCCGGAGCACCAUCCCCGAAAAUCCAAUACUAUGUGCCCAAGGAAAAGAACCUGCAAAUCUACUACCCUCACCACAUCCAGGAGAAGCAACAACAAAUCGAACAGCACUCGCCACAACAUCCCAUGAAGAUUGUUGAAGCCCCACAGCUACAAAACGAAAAGCCUCACAAACAAGCCCAAGUUCAUCGUCAGAAGGCGCAGUACAUCGCCCGGGAGAAACAAGCCGAACAGAGCCAACAAUCGUACCACAAAUCCAAUGAGUCCGAUGGCCCAUCCCGAUCAGCGAUCUUUGUAUCCCAGCAGACAGGAGUAGCGCCAACGCAAGCUGCCCAAACCCAAACGACUACUGAGAAGCAACAGACUCAACACCAAACGCAGCACCACAAAAUUCCUCCCAAGAUCGACCGUCCUCUGACGCAGGAAGAAUUCCAAGCUCUGGUCGAUGCAGGAUACUCCGUAGUUCCCGUACCAGUUCCAGUCCCAGUGCCAGUUUCCCAAUACCAUGCCCAACAGGGAGCGUCCCGAUCAGGUGCUCCAGCCGUUGGCACGGCUCGACAUGGUCCGAUCGCUCAAGCUUCCCGGUACCAUCAGCACCAGCUGGCGGAGGCCGAAACCAAUCCACGUGGCCAAGUCAUCUCGUACAUCCGCCCGGUGCACAUCGACCCGUUCUCGGCCGGCAUCCGGGGUCCUAACAAGGCUGCACCCUAGGCGUGUGGAGGGUGGUGAUAUUAAAAAGAAAAGAAACUUAGCCCAUAAGGAACUCGUACUUAGUAAGUUAAGCUAAACGAAUAGUGUUUAGAGUAAUUUAUCGCAGCAUUCGUUGAUACUGAAAAUGCCACAAGAUCUGAUUUUAGUUAAAAUAUUGAAAGAGAAAGUGAAAAAAUUGUUAUAUCUAAUUUAUAAAACAUUGUACCUUCGUUGAAGUUUAGUGGAGAAAUAAAAGUUGAUACAAAAAUA